GAGGAGGGGGAGGAGAGGGGGGAGGAGAAGAGAAGAAUGUUGGAGGAUAUAAGGACACCCAGUCAGCUCCCACCUUACUCAUUUUCCUCCUCACACACACCCCGGAGAGUCGAGCUGUCACACACACCGAUCUGUAACCAUGAGGCUGAGCAUAAUGGGAGUUCUGCUGUGCACUACGCUGGUCGCAUGUGUCGACGUCAUGCCUCAGAAAGACUUCAACCUGGAGAAGAUGGCUGGUAAGUGGUGGGCCGUGGGCUUUGCCACCAACGCCCAGUGGUUUGUGAAACGUAAGGGUGGUAUGAAGAUGGGAACUUCCAUAAUGCUGCCCACUGCCGGAGGAGACCUGGACAUCAGCAGCGCCAUGCGCAAGGCUGAUGGCUCUUGCUGGAGGAUGACCGAACUGGCCAAGAAGACUGACAUCCCAGGCCGCUUCACCUUCACCAGCCAGCGUUGGAACAAUGAAAAUGACAUGCGUGUGGUAGCUGUCCAGUAUGAUGACUUUGCUCUGAUCCACACCAUCAAGACCAAACACGGAGUAACUGACGUGCACAACAAACUCUUCAGUCGCACUCCAGAGGUGAGCGCAGAUCUCCUGAAGAAGUUCAUGCAGUUCUCUCUGGAUACAGGAAUCCUCUCUGGGAACAUUGUUAUCCUGCCCAAGAACGGUGAAUGUGCCGAGGCAUAAAUGUUCAUUCAUCCCAUUCUCCCUCUGCUACUCUUCCACUGUCAUCUGUCUCCAUUUCACAUCAAACACUCUUUUCCUGGAAGACUGAAGACUGCAUAUAUUGAGGGAUUUAUACCACAAAUUUGAAUUAUUUUCCGCCAAUUCAAUAUGAACAAAAUAAUAAAAGAUGAUUAAAAAAACAUAUUUCUCAAGUUGAUUACAGUCUUUUAUAGGGGGAAAAACCGAAGUCAUUUUUUCAUGGCUCAUGGAUUUAAAAAUAACCAUAGCUUCAGGUACAUCUAAAAAUAACAAAGUUAAUGUGUUUACCUAA
Salmo salar (Atlantic salmon) is the source of this 995-nucleotide messenger RNA. RefSeq names its product lipocalin. The record is from RefSeq and is a predicted model, not a curated record. Gene Ontology annotation, molecular function: small molecule binding. NCBI's taxonomy places the organism in Eukaryota, Metazoa, Chordata, Actinopteri, Salmoniformes, Salmonidae.